AUGUUGUAUGGGCGAAAAUGUAGGACUCCUAGUUGUUGGUUAGAACCUGGUAAAAAGCAGUUUGUUGGGCCAGAAAUCGUUCAGAUAACUGCUAAUAAAGUGAAUAUUGCUAAAGAAGCGCUUAAGGUGGCAAGAGAUCGUCAAAAGACUUAUGCAGAUCAAAAGAGACGACCUAUGGAGUUCAAGGUGGGUGAUAUGGUUAUGUUGAAAGUGUCGCCUUGGAAGGGUAUCAUUCGUUUUGGUAAGCGUGGUAAGCUGAGUCCUCGUUUUAUUGGACCAUUUAAAGUCUUGGAGCGAGUCAAUCAGCAAGCCUAUAAAUUGGAUCUUCCUCCUGAGUUAGAGAUAAGUGUAAUUCCUUUGGAAGAUAUUAGCAUUGAUCCAAAGAAGAAGAUGGUGGAUGAACCGGUUGAGAUUCUUGGCCGGAAACAAAAGAAGCUUCGUAGAAAGGUAAUUGAUCUUGUGUUGAUUAAAUGGAGGCAUAAUAAAGGUGAGAGCUUGACAUGGGAGACUGAAGCAGUGAUGAGGGAUCGUUACCCGCAUUUGUUUGUUGCUAAGUAG
Erigeron canadensis is the source of this 558-nucleotide messenger RNA. RefSeq lists its product as uncharacterized. The coding region runs from base 1 to 558 and encodes 185 amino acids. Lineage: Eukaryota; Viridiplantae; Streptophyta; Magnoliopsida; Asterales; Asteraceae. The transcript has a single exon. The record is from RefSeq and is a predicted model, not a curated record.